Messenger RNA from Cylindrotheca closterium, 12147 nucleotides. The record is from the annotation of a GenBank genome assembly. Lineage: Eukaryota; Bacillariophyta; Bacillariophyceae; Bacillariales; Bacillariaceae.
AUGUUCGAGCGCCUUGUCAGCAAAGCGCUUGGUGAUUUUUUGUCCAAAUACUUCACUGAAGAAUCGCUUGCAAAAAAUGGAGCAUCCACUUCCGCUCAGCUGGGGGUGUGGAGCGGAUACAUCACUCUUUCAAACAUCGAAUUGAAGAAAGAUGUUAUCAACGAGAAGUUGCAGAAGAAGGGGCAGCCAUUUGAAAUAGUGCAAUGUAACAUUCGUAAAGUUGAGAUCACAAUACCUUGGGCACAAAUGUCGAAUCCAAUCCAAUCAACGGAUAGGAGUAGGGAUGAAGGCGUCGUUGUGGUUGUGCUCGAUGGCAUCACCUUACUGGUCAAAACAAAGUUUGAUUUCGAUGAUGUCGCACUUCGAGUGGGCGAAGUUGAAAAUCGAAGAAAGAAGCUCAUGAAAUCGACAUACUCAUUCAACGGGGAGUCCAACUCGUCGAAGACAAGCUUUACCGACAGCGUGAAGCAGCGAAUAACCAGUGGUCUUCUGCAGCAGAUUAUGGACAAACUUCACAUUCACAUACGAGAUCUACAUGUACGGAUAGAAGACGUAGAAUCGGAUCCUGCAAAUCCAUAUGCCUUCGGCGUAUCUAUGGAAAGCAUGCAUCUACAUCACAACGAAGUGAGCGGAACUGGCGGAGAUGUCGUGAAAAAGGUUGUGCAGCUCAAUCACUUUGCUGCGUAUUGGAACGUUUGCGAUUAUAUCCCAGAUCUCCCUGAAGAAAACUCACUUUUUCAUCAAAUAUCCGAUGAAGCUCAGAUUGUUGCACAAAAGCUGCACUCAACUAUAUCUCGGAGGGCUAGUUUGAUUGCGUCGCCCUCGAGACGCGUCCAUGCCCCGAAUCAUACAUAUAUCCUACUGCCAGUUGAUGGUAUGAUGUAUUUGGAUCUGUCAACGACUCCAAAUGAUCUCACGCGGAGGCCGGCGUUAUCUGCUACCAUUGUCAUAGAUGAAGUGUCAACUCAGCUGAGAGACUUCCAGUGUGUUCAGAUUCUUCGUCUAUAUCGCGAAAUUAAAAAUCAUCAAUUCGUGAAGAAGUAUCGAAGAUUCCGACCUCUCGUAAGCGUGAAAGAGGAUUCUCGAGCCUGGUGGCAUUAUGCAGCACGUGUGAUAAGGUACCAGCUGAAAGAAAACUUUAUGCGCUGGUCGAGGACUCGUUUUGGAGAAGGAUUUAAAGCCCGGCAACGGUAUAUGAUGUUAUACGAAAAGAAAGUUCUUCAUCCAAACGGGAAGCUUGAAGAAAAAGCUGCUAUUUUGAGUCUCAAUAACCACCCAAUCGCUUUGCUUAAGGCGCAGAAGUCGUUUGAGAGUUCAAUAGAAGAAGGGAAUGACAGCACAACACUCACCUCUGAUGCGAAAUCUAGUGUCCCGUUACAAUUGCAAGAACAAGAUGCAGUGAAAUUAGAAGAAUUCGUCGAGCUACAGGCAUUGGAGGAUGGCAAAAUCGGAGAUCUUUCUGUAGGUGACAUUAUUCUUUUUCGAGCGAUCGUCAACAUGCGAGGUGGUAGGCCAAUUAACAACAAUUCUCAAAAUGGUGGAAAUGAAGUAAAAAAUGAAGGAUCGUGGUGGAGUAGCUCUUUGGCGAAAGUUGCAGACGACUCAGACACGAGGAAAGAGUUCGAUCGACUUCUAGAAUUGCUGAAUGAAGAUAAACAGAAGACUGCCGCGCCUCUGCUUCGAAAUAGACUGCAGACUGCAGUAGAUUUUAGCCUUCGGUUGCAAGAAGUUAGUGCCUCUGUCUUUGCUCCGUCGCACCUAACAAAAGAUGAGAGACCACUACGUCGACUCCACAACAAGUUUCUCGAAUUCAAAAGUCUUCAUGUCCACACGAAGACGGCCUUGAAGGGUGACUACAAGACUAUUGAUUAUCAUCUAUCGGUAAUGGAUGUACUUGGUUUGGAAAUUGGUGCAAAUAUUGGUGACUUCGUGAUAUCCAGUCAAGCAACCAGGGUUGACCCUGGUAAUAGUAUUGGGGAUCCUGAGCAAGCCACUGAAGACAGCCCAUUUUUACAGGUUGCAAUAACAAAGCAUCCGCCUGCUCCAUCCGCCUGCGACCUGGAAGUGAUUGUUUUCGUAAAUUCUAUGGAAGUAUACCUAACCCCGAACUCGAAGUGGAUUCGAAAUCUGCAAGCGAUCGCUAAACAGUUAUCAGGCCUGCCGAAAGUUGCUGAUUUCUGGAAAGACCUUUCGAUGGCCUACGUUAACUCGCUAGCGCUGGGAAAUUUUGGGCGUCGAGCAAAGGCAGAAUAUGGUGUGGAGGACCACAAAAGUAUUGACGUUGACAUAUCUAUUGAAUGCCCCAAAAUUCGAAUCAGCGAUGGUGACGGAUGGGAUAUUUUUAUUGAUUUGGGUUCUGCAUCUGUUAAGACAGCCAAGCUUGCUGGAGUAUCUUGUUCGAAUCUUCGAAAUUCUUCGGUAGUCGUAGAAAACAAUGAGACCGACAGCAUGAUGACAAUGAUGCGCACGAUGGGCGGAAUGGACGAUAGUUCGGCCGUUGGUUCGGAAAUUGGACCGUCGCCAAUGAAGUAUCGCUUUGAGGUUGGUACUCCGAAUCCGAAGAGAACCACAUCUAUCUCAUCGGCCAUAUCAAUUGGGAGUAGGGCAAAGUCGCGUACCGGCGCCGCGCCUUACGAGGAUGGUUUUUCCUUUCGCUACGACGGUGGUGAUGAUAACUCUGUUGGAUGCAAGUCCAAAACGAGAGAUGCUGGAAUGCAAAUGAAUGAGAUCUUUUAUGAUGUCUACGUAUUUCGCUUGCAGACAGGGAAGAUAACUACAAAAGGGGUGGAUCCACAUGAGCUUUCUCCUAGCUUUGGAAUAUCAACUACAAUCAAGAAAUCAAUACUACCAUCAGAUCAUACCAUCUGCAAGCUAAAAGCGAGUACAUUGAUUGACCAUGUGACAUUGAAUCUGAACGAAAGCUCGAUAAUGCACUUCGCAAAACUGCUUCGCAUCUGGAAAGGAAUUACACUUGUUCACUCCGCUAAACUUGGAAACAGCUCUUUGAAUCACUUCCCUUCGCGACUUGGAGUUCUCGAUGACCAAAUUGGCAAUCAGAUUUCGCAAUCUCAGAUUGAAACAGACAUCUGGGAUGACUCAGCCUCACUGAGUCAAGUGGACGAAGGAGAAUUUUUUGAUGCCGACGAUGGGUAUGAUUCGAUGAGCAAUACUUCUGCCCGAUGGUUUGAUGACAAUUGGAUAACAGAUACCGAGAGUGUAAUUGAUGCUGACAGCCGAUCUCUCCGAGGUGGCCGUAGUAGGAGAAAACGGUCGAUUUCAAUAUCUGAAACAUCAUCAAAUUCAGAUGGUUCUUUUGUGGGACGGAAGAAUGUAUCUGGAAUCUACCUGAGUGCCGAAAACCUUGCGAAUCUAAAUCAAGGUAUAAGCGAAGCUGAUGAAUCUUUUGGUGAAAGUGAAGGUAGUGAUGACGAUUCUUUUCAUUCUGUGAUGUCUGCUGGAGGGCAAAUGAAAGUUUUGAAUGAAUUAGAAGAAGGAAUUGUCAGGACAGAGAGGAUAUUGAAUAAACCACGAGAGGCCACAGAAAAUGGCGGAAGCUCUGACUUGGGUAAUCACAGUGCACAUAGUGAGAGCCAAGGCAUGGGGGCAGCUUCGAAGGUUGAAAUAUCGAGAGCUGUUGCAGAAUUGAACAUUCUGAAAGCUCUUCAUGCUGACCUUUCGUCUAUGCUCGACGGUAUUCGUCCCAACCAAGAAGUCUCUAGCAACGAAAAAGUGGGCGCAUUCGAGGACAGAAGCCAAGUGACGAGAAUUGCGGAUCAUCAUGCACGAGCAGUGAGAGCAAUUUUGGAUGCGAGACAUCGGCGAGACUCCAUAACCCGAGCUAGCAACACUCACAAUCUCACUCGCAAUCUAAAUCGAGAGCUAUUUCAGGGUUCAGUUCUCGUAGGAAAGAUAGAAAUCAUUCUACAACUUGAAGAGGAGGCAGAACAAGGCACACAUCUUGAAAGCCAACACUCGAUGAUCAAGCUAGUAGCAGAGGAUACUGCCGUCGCAUUGUCAAAGCGGCGUCAAGACAUGAAACUUUAUUUUUCCAUGGACCAAAUGGAGGUAUUGUCUGGCUACAAAAAUGAAGAAACUUCUUUUCUCCUUCUCUCUUGCGGUGGUCCUGAUACAUUACUUCCGUCUCACUUCCCGCACCUUGUGUCAAGAUCGAUGGAAGAUAAGUUCAUCCGUGGUGCCUUUCACGUCACUCAACACCAGAAAGACUCUUCGUCGGACCGUAUUACGAAAAGCAAGAAAUUGCGAUUGGUCCUUGGUGAUAUCGAGGCAUCGCCUUGUGAGCAACACAUCUCACCAGUCCUGUCGUUUCUAUCAAGAAGAAAGAAAACUGGCGAGAACGUUUCCAAAGAUGAACGGGCUACCCCUGACCAUGCCGACAAGGAUACAAACGACGAGAGCAGUGGCAAGUCAAUCAUACCAACAACUGGGAGUCUAGCUGAUAUCGCUUUGCGGUUGUCUUCAGUUCGGAUGGUUUUGCGGCAAAAGAAAAGGGUAGUCAGUGCGUUUGCUAUUUCCGAAUUGUCGGCACGCCUUGUCCACAUGGAGUCACAUCUGAAAAAUAAGCUCCAGUUAGAUCUACAAUGCACGAACGUCCAGAUUCUGGAAGUUGAAAACCUAGAGUCUGGUUUUGGCGGUGAACUCUUUGGGCGUCGUGAUGCGUAUACCUCCCUUAUUCAGACGAGAGUCAGGACCGAACUUGUCCCUUCUCACGAGACCGGCGGUUGGGUAUUGGGCAUGGGGAAACCGAAAUUGAGAAAUGAGUCUCCGUCAUUAAAUGAUAUUGUCCGGAAUGUUCACAUCGGUGUGAGACUGAACCCGAUAAAUAUUGCAUCUUCUCCCACAGGAGUCCGGGGUUUUGUCGGAAGCAUCGGUGAAUUGGAAGAGGCCACGAAGAAGGCAUACAUUUCGCCCACAAAGCCAUCCGCCAAAUCCAAGGGAGCAGAUCCUAAAAUCCCUCUUCGAUUUCGGUGCGAUAUUUCCCUUCGAAGAAUUGCAAUAGCCUUCCACGAGGCGGAACAGAACUGGCGGAAUGAUGGUGGUAGCAGUAUGGUUGUUGCAUUUACAGUAGUUGCAUCAUUACAAGGAUCUACCUUGGGUCGAAAAAGCCUGUCUUCACAAGUUGCACUUGCUGACAUAACUGCCAUACGUACCGUUGAUGAGUGGCCUAUUGUGGAACCCUUCACAGUGGCGAGCGAUAUAUCGCUCACAACGAGCCCUGCAACAUCUGGAAUCCAGGAAAUGGACGAGAUUCAGCUGCAAAUCCCGAACGACUCCCGUUUGAAUGAGGUAAAACCAUACAUGGAUCUUUUCGUUUGGGAGAAGCUGCCAAAAGAGCAUCUAUCUGAGGAAGAAGUACGAGUUAGUGUCAAGAUUACCCCAAUAAAUGCCAACUUGUCGGCUCCUGUUAUCAGUCUCUUGGCUGGUACGAAAGAAAAACUGCAACAAGUUGUAGCAGCCACAAAGACAGCUACAAAGACUGCAAAGGUGAACGUCAAGAAGGUAGAACCUACGCCAUCGGCCCAAUCGGAUUCCUCAACAACCCCACGCCUAUUGUCUGUCAGUGUUGAGGCGAUUGAGUGCAUUGUUUUAAAAGAAGCUGAAUCGCGUCCAAUUUCAAGUGCGAAACCCCUCUUUUCGCUCCAACAGAAAGAACUGCAAAUUGAGUUUUCUAGCAACCCAUCAACAGCCGUAUCUCUUUCUAUCCGAGAAUUCUCGUUAAUUGAUUUUUCUUCCGUCCAUGGAAUACGGGUAUUGGGCGAAGAUCCCACUGGAAGAGAAAGAAACGGUAGUCAGAAUCCAUUUUUUCUCAGUGUGGAGCUGUUUUCCUACAAGCAAUCUGACGGUCCGACUGCUGCGACACUCAAUAUCCAUUGGGGUCGCAUUCAGUGUCUACCUGUACCAUCAUUUGUGGCCUCCUUGCUCACCGUGAGCCAAGUUGUGAAAUCAACGUUGCAGUCAAGAGCGACCUUGCCAGAUGUAAAGUCAAAAGUACCGAAAGAAAAUGCGCUCUCUAAACUACUUGGAUCCCCGCGAGACGUAAAACUAACUCUCAAAGCUGAUGCCGAGUCCUUCGAGUGCAUACUCCCGUCCAGAGAUCUUGUUGAGUACGCUAAGGUCGCAAGCACUGAUCCCAUUGGUGUAGUGAGUCUAAGGUGGAAAGCAACUCUCUCGAUGGCCAUUGCUUUGGAUUCCUUGAAAUAUGGGUCUAAACCUUGGUUGAACCUUAAUCUGGAUGGCAGCCUCUCCGACAAGAAAGAUAACGGCCUCUUCAAGGAUUUUUCUGAUAGAUACUUCUCCCGCAGCUUUGGAUUGGAUGGAUCAGACGAAAAAGCGCACAGGCUUGUCAAUGCUUUCACAGCUCGUAUUGGUCUAAUUGUCACGAAUUUUCAGGUUUUGCGAACGGACAUUGCAAGUACGUCUUUGGUCGUCUCUUCAAAUGGAUCAAAGGGCGCAUCCCGGUUGCCGAAGAAUCGCAUUGCUUUCAAAGUCUGUCCACCACAAGCUGGCGAGCAGAGAAUCACGAAUCCUAUAGAUCUGAGACUAUCCUAUAGAGCAGUUGGUGCGUCGAUGUCUGGUUCAUGCGGUGGCGAUGAUCACAGUCCAUCUGUUGAGAUCUCCCAAUUACUAGAACUCGAAGCGACAAAAGCCGUUGAUUUUCUUUUGUACAUCUCACAGGGGGAACGGGGAUGGACCGAAGCUCAAAAGGUGACCGUCAGACCCAUUCUGGACCUCUUGAAAAAGAAGCAAGCAAGAAGGAAAAAAGAGGAAACCACCGAUAGCGUCCCCCAAAAGGAGGCGCAGCCAAACUCAAUAAAGUUGCUUGCAAUGAGUGCAACAACCCUCUGUUCUAUUCGUCUUCCUGGGUUCCAGGUGACUUGUGUUCCUGGAGGUGCCACAAACUUGAAUGAAGCUCCCAUCAUCAAGUUUGAACUGUCUAGUCUCUCAGUAGGCCUUGCUUUCCUACCAGUUCACAAAAAUGUGCUAGGUGGGUUGACCGUGCCGAAGGGCGCAGCUGGGUACGGUGCCCAGCUUGUACCAGAAGGAAAGAUUGACAUAAUGUAUCUUACCGCAGCUGGUUGGAUCGAUUGUGUGAUGAGCGCUCAUUACCAUAACCGUCGUCUCGUAGCUUGGGAACCAUUUGUCGAGCCUUGGACUGUCAACAUCAGGUUUGGUGCAAAUCUUGCCGACGUAUUAAAGGUGCCUCCCAUUCUUAAAAGGUCAUUCGAUGAAUCACAAAGAUCUGACUUUGAUCCCUGGAUAGUAUCAAAGUUAAACGAAGGGACUACUGACAGAUUACGAGAUGUUGGGCGACUGUUCCGAGCUCCGUUUCAUAGUGCUGCAUCAAAAUCAUCAAAUCGCAUAUCACACAAUGAUUUGAGUUAUCUCAUGUUGGCGUCAACGGCUCGGGAAUCAAUACUUGCUGCACAGUAUCCGACCUCGGAAUCUAGCGACGGCAAAGCAGCUAGUGCCUUUCUCCUGUUGCCCAGCCAAGAUGCAAUGGGUUGGCUUCGAGGGUUUGGUUUUCCUGACACUUCUAGAAAGGGCAGUCGAGAGAAUCCUGAGCACUAUUCUGUGUCUUGUGUCAUCUCCGAUCAAAAACCACUGAACGUGAAUCUGACUGGCGCUCUUAUCGAGAAUGUUAUUGGAUACAUGGACAAUAGCAAGAAGAGCGGUUUUGAGACUAUUGCACCCCAUUGGAUCCGGAAUGAAAGCGGUUUGACUAUUCGCUUUCGGGAGGUGCUCGAGUCUGACCGAGUAAAACUGGGCGAAGAGGCCGGGAAGACCAUCUUGUUAGAUGGUUCUCGGAUACCACUCACUUUGAAAAGGUCUAUCUCGCAGUCAUGUGAUCCACAUCGCGCAUAUAUCUACCUCGAGCUGGGGAGCGCAGAAGAUUUUGAAGAUUUUGAUGGCAGAAUUGACAAUGGUGAUAUUGAUGAUUCACCAGGGAGUCGCUUGGGCUCAUUCUUGUAUAAAACAGCAGCAAAAAUUCCGGUCGACACCGUCGGUGUUCAUCGGUAUCCACUCGACAACAAUGUGGAAAUGGUUACAGAAACAGGUGUCAUGAUUACAGACACUCGCUCUUUGGGAUGGAUAAUCGUACGUGUUGCACUGCAGGGUGGGACCAAAGUUAUCUCGGUCGAGUCGCCGUUCACUAUCAGGAGCUCCGCGGACACAGACCUACUCUGUGAGUUGCGUGAGAAAUUUUCACAGUCAGUUCUCUGGAGAUAUCUGAUCCCAAAAGUCGAAGAUCAACGUGACAAUGAUGAAUACUCUGGUUUUGUUUCAAUACCCGCGGACAUCGUGCCCCUUGUGCACGAUAGGGCAUAUUCGUUCAAGGUUGUUGCUUUCAACCGAGGACCAUUUCCUGAAAUCGACUUGUCCUCCAUCUCUGAUUCGGCGAUUAGGAUAUCGGUCCCACCACCAUUUUCUGACCUUUCUGUCCGAAAAGGUUUGCUGCAAGAGCGGGAAGUUGCACUACCAACAAUUGGAGCCGAACCAGAAUCAUCGCCUGACCAUUUCCAUCUCUCUGUUUGUUCAAUACGAAUUGGAAAUCUUUUUGGAGCAACCAGUGCGAUGAAGGUACCAGAGCAACGGAUGUUGCUGUUUCGGUCGCCUUUGGUCAUUCAGAACUUCUUGGCAUUACCCAUUGCUCUUCAGAUUCGAGUCAAGUAUCAUGACAUGUCGACCAAUGAGCGAUCCUUGGACAGGUCCAGGUCCCAAGGGGCAUCAGGAGAGCAGUCUCUAAUUCGAAAGGAAACAUUGUACAUGGAAUGGCAGGACAUCGGCGUCCUGGACUGUGGUCAAUCGACCAAUUGGACAGGGGCCCUUUCGAAAGAUCGAGUACAGAUCCGAGUACGAUUUGUUGGUCUAAAUGGAGACAACUCUCGUCGCUUCCCUGGAUGGAGUUCACCGGCAACAAUUCCGACUAAAGACAAUUAUAAUCAAAGCUUGAACAAGAAAAAGGGGGCUUUCGAUCAUCUGAGAGUAUGGGAUGCGGAUGAAAUACCUCUUGACCUAUCGGUCGCCCUCGAGACUGGAACUCAUACGACUGACAGCGAAAUGGGCAAUAUUCGUCACUUUUCGGAAGGAUUUUCAUCUGGCACUCGUGUCGUGAGUCUCUUCGUGCCUUACUGGGUUGUUGAUAGUACGAGUGAAGAUCUUGAAUUUUCUGCAGGUGGUCCAAUUGCAGGACAGUUGGACAAGCAUGUGAGCUUUGAUACAAGCAGACCGAACGUCGCCGACAAAGGAAUGCUGGGACUUGCUGAGCUCAUGGACAACGACGGAUUCGUGAACUUGCCUUCUAAGUCUCCUUUUGAUGUGAUGAUGAUAGGUGACAGCAGCGCUACUCGCCUCACCAUUCGGAAAAGGGUUUCGCGCACAAGUCGUAGACGACGCUGGAGACACCCAUCGCCGUGGUCAGACCCGAUUCCGCUUCAAAGCGGCAGGAACUUACAUGACACAACGGUACUAUCUUUCAUAGAUCAAUCGAAAACCCAUCCAGAAGAACAAGGGCAAUUUGACCGAUAUGUACUACGGUCGAGUAUGAAGCCUGCCCCAGAUACCUGUGGCGGGAGUCUUGGAACGCUUCUGAUCCACGUCGUGAAUCGUUAUGCAAUCAUCAACGAAAUCGGGCGCGACAUUGAAAUCUUGCAAGGGCGCGAAGAAGGCGCCAGCCUACUCGUGAGGGCUUCAAGCAAACCUCAGCCUUUCCAUUUUGAUGUUUCGAAAGCAAUUCGAUUCCGAUUCAAGGAAUUCGGGUGGGACUGGUCCGGAAAGUUUCAUAUUCAAAUGAAUAGGCGGGAGGUAACGAUGCGUCUGCGCCAUAAAAUGAAGGGCGAAGCAGUCAUCGUGACCGUAGAAGUUCAAACAGAGAAGAAUUCUUCGACAUAUUCCCUUGUUUUCCGUCAGUCAACCAAUCCUCCAUUUCGGCUUGAAAAUCAAACAAUGCACCCACUGUACUUCGGUCAAUCAGCCAUAAGUAGGUCGUCACAGGAGGCUGACGCCGACACUAUGUUGUUGCCAUAUCAAAGUGCUGAUUUUGCCUGGGACGAACCUGAGUUGAGGAGGAGGGCGAUGCUGAUGAAAUACAGAGACCCCCGAAAUGGAAGAGAUUCGGUUUUGGGUCGCUUCUUUCUUGAUCGCAGUGUUCCAGGAUCAAAACCAAGUGUGGAAAACCCCUUAUUCGCCAUGGAGGUUGUGGCAGAUGGUCCUACAAGAGUUCUUCGGCUAACAGAUGCUGCAAUGCCACAAAUGCAACAACUUUCGAACGGACGCAGCGGAGAAAAGAACGAUUUCAGACAAGUGCAAGACGCAGAUAGAGCCUUCACUGUGUCUUUGGUCGUACGACUGAGCCAUGGACUGGGUGUCAGCGUUGUCGAUUGGAGUCCACAGGAAUUGGUGUAUGCUCGACUAGACGAUAUUCAAAUUGAGCGGAAUAUUGACCUUGAGAAAGAUACUGUAACUUUGGCUGUAGGGAACAUCAAGAUGAAUAAUCAACUUUGGGUGACUCCAUAUCCUGUACUUUUGAAAAUGGGAAGAAGAUCGGAUUCAAACAGUUCAUUGAGAAGAAAUAGAAAGAACGAUGCAAUCAGCCUUUCAUGGCGGCGGCCGUUGACUCCAACCGGUGGAUAUGGAAAUGUGACGAUACUUGAAUUGGUUGAGUUGUCGUCCCAACCUCUCUUCGCUAAUGUGGAUGGCAAUCUGGUACAUCUACUACUUCGCAUGAUGAAGCAAGUCACAGGGACUACUACGGGCACAAAUCCCCCGACAAUACUAUCUAGAGACGACGAAUUGAAAAAGAUUCUGUCAGUUCAUCGUGACAGCAGCCCUGCGAAUGUGACCGAACCAAAGAAAGGAAUCAUUGCUUUGUUUAAUCAGGACGCGGAUGGGGAGCUUGUUACCACUGCUGCAAUCGCGGCAAAGCUCAAGUCGGAACCACUUCCACUUGUCAGAAUUAAACCAUCGGCCACGGGAAGAAAGAAACAGAAAAGACAACAGUUUUCAUCAAAGACAAAGCGCAAGUUCUACAUCGAGAAAAUAAAGAUUUCGGCUGCAAGGGCGGAUCUAAGCUGGUCUGGGCCGUUGCCAGGUCGCCUAUCAAAAUUGUUGCUACGGGCGUUGACAUUCGAACGUUUGCCGCUCCGUUUACGACCAUAUUCAGGGUCUCAUGCGUAUGGCAAUGCCGAAGACCAUGUUCAAGCACUGAAGUCAUACUACGUUAGCUUCUGGAGAAUCCUUGAUCUACUGAUGGGUCUCUCAUACAACCCUACAUUCCUGUCUAAAGCAAUUGUCUACACACUGCGAGAGAGCUUGGCAUCCAGCCUUGAAAUACUAUCGGAAUCCUACAGCUACAAUGCAAAGUCUCUCUCAAGACUAUUGCCAGACAAAAAGUCUAAUCCUAGGUAUGAAGAUGGCCAACGCAUCGAGAAUGUGUCACAAGAGUCGUUACGCUUGACAAAAAGUCUUGUGUCACCGAUUGUACAAAGUGUCUCCUUUUCGUUGCGCUGUGCUUCCGCAGUGACAUCUUGGGUAUCUUCAAUGCUCAAGUAUGGCCCGCAAGACAGCAAGAGAUUGGCAUCACGUGGCAUGUCUAGAUCACGAACACCACGUGUCUUUGCUCGUGUGGAUGGAAAGGAGCUGCUGGUCGAAUAUAUCGAAGGUGGAAAUUCAGGCAAAUCACUCUUGUCACGGGUACGUAUGGGAAUACAUCUUGGCGAAGGUUAUAUUAUUCAUACAGAAGAGGCCAGAUUGUUGCAAGAGAAUAGGUUGACGAGUGUUCUCGAUCCAAAUCCAUUGAUUUUCAUGGUCACAUCCGAGCGUGCAUUCCUGUUGAAUGGAACUCUGGACCAAGCAUUUUGUACCGUCGAGUGGGAAGCCACCUUUUUGAAUCUCGUUGAUGUCGAGUUGACGGCUGAAAAACGGAUCUCAUUGCGUGAGAUGAUUGUUUGGUACUUGUCAGAUCAAGACAUCCGAACUGUCGACGAAGAGGACAAUGCUCCAACAAGAAAUACAAGCCUCCCUUGCAUUGGCAUGAGGGCACUUCAAAACAAACACAUUUUCCUCCCCGAAAGUAUUGCGGAGCAAGUGGUAGAAAAACUGAGAAAAGCUGUAUCAGGAUUCCACAAAUAG